Epinephelus lanceolatus (giant grouper) is the source of this 1913-nucleotide messenger RNA. Its product is annotated as zinc-binding protein A33-like. The record is from RefSeq and is a predicted model, not a curated record. Lineage: Eukaryota; Metazoa; Chordata; Actinopteri; Perciformes; Serranidae. Gene Ontology annotation, molecular function: zinc ion binding; protein binding.
UGGACAUUUGGGGGACAUUAAGACACAAACUUAAGGGACAUAAAAUUUGGUGAGUCUUUCAUUUAAAAACAAUUUGGAAAAAAAGAGAAAAUGGUGGAGAAGUUUGUUCUUGUUGAAAGUUUCCUGAGCUGCCAUGUGUGUUCAGAGACUUUCAGAGAUCCUGUGUCUCUGAGCUGCAACCACAGCUUCUGUUCAAGCUGCCUGCAGAAAUUCUGGGAGCAAGCUAAAAACAAAAACUGUCCCAUUUGUAAAAGAAAAUCCUCAAAAGAAGAUCUAGGAGUGAACUUUGGACUGAAGGAACUGGCUGACUCCUUUGCUGGAAGACAGAAAACUGGAUCAUAUGAGACAGAAAAAGGAGAGAAGAAGGAGGAGGUGGUGUGUAGUAAACAUCAAGAAGAGCCAAGAUUGUUCUGUAAGGAUGAAGAUAGAGCUGUGUGUCCUGUCUGUGAGUUUUCUCUCCACCACGGUCACAAGGUGGUUCCUAUAGAACAAGCAGUCAGUGAGCUGAAGGACCAGCUGAAAUCUGACUUAAAGUCUCUGCAGGACAAGAGGAACAAAUACAAACAAGUGGAGGAAACAUACAAUGAAGUGAUUGAACACUCCAAGAAGCAGCUGUUGUCCACAGAGAGGCAGAUCAGAGCAGAGUUCAACAAGCUCCAGCAGUUCCUGAAAGAGGAAGAGGAGUCCAGACUGGCAGCUCUGAGGGAGGAAGAGGAGCAGAAGGGGAAGACUCUCAGCAGAGAGAUGAAGAUGAUUGAGGAGCAGAUCUCCUCUCUGUCACACAGUAUCUGUGCUGUUGAAGAAGAGCUGCAGAAACACAAGGUGCCAUUCCUCAGCAGUUAUAAAGCCACUCAGAGCAGAGCCAGAGUCCAGUGCUCACUGUCAGAUCCACAGCUGGUCUCAGGAGCGCUGAUAGAUGUGGCCAAACACCUGGGCAACCUGUCCUUCAGAGUCUGGGAGAAGAUGAAGGACAAGGUCCACUUCAGUCCUGUCAUUCUGGACCCAAACACUGCAAACCCCCGUCUCUAUCUGUCUGAUGAUCUGACCAGUGUGAGACGUGGAGACACGAAGCAGCAGCUUCCUGACAAUCCAGAGAGACACACUAAGUAUGUCACUGUUCUGGGCUCUGAGGGCUUCAGCUCAGGGAAACACAGCUGGGAGGUGGAGGUGGAAGACCAUCCUAACUGGAGAGUAGGUUUGGCCAAAGAGUCAGUUGACAGGAAGGGAGAGACAUAUGCUUCACCAGAAGAUGGAGUCUGGUGUGUAAAGCAUCGCAGUGGAAAAUACACUGAUGUUGUUGAUAAGACUGUCACAGUGAAGAAGAGUCUCCAGAGGAUCAGAGUCCAGCUGGACUAUGACAGGGGGGAGGUGUCCUUCUACGACCCUGAAGACAUGACUCACAUCUACACUCACAGAGACACUUUCACUGAGAAACUCUUCCCAUAUUUCAAUAUAAAAAAAGCUGGUGAUGCUAAAACUGCUGAUAUCAAAAUGUGUCAAAAUGAGAUUUCUCUGUGAUGUUCAGACAUGUUGGUGUUAGUGAAGACUUUACUCUGACUUCACUGUUUGUCUCCAUGUCAUUGGGAUAAUUAAGACAAUACACAGUUAAUCCAGAAAGAUGUGUUUCUAAUACCCAAACUGCAUUACAUACUACAGAGCAGGGCAUACUCUGGACUUUUUUUGGUUUAACUAUCGAGAAUGUUCGUCUGGAGGAUUACCUUGUCAGUGACCAUAAGUGUGUUCUUUUGAUGUUUGCUGUUGCAUGGAUCUGCUACCCCCAAAUCACAUGUCUCGUAGGCGCAUCAUUAACCAAAGUACAGCUGAAAAUUUAGUUUCAUUUGACCCUGAUGUGCUGUCAGACUGUCAUGAUGUGGAGACCUUGGUCCAGCUUUUUAAUAAACAGUCCUCCUCUG